AUGGUAGAAUUGAAUGACAUCGCUUUCAAUAUUGCAGCAUCCAUCAACGGCCUCUUUGUUCUCGAAAUUGACAUCAACAAGUUCAUGGACGAUACUGCUAUCACAGCAGCUCGAUCAAAUGUAUCACUCGUUUUGCGUUGCUCACAUCUGGCGCGGAAUGGGAAGAAGUGGGUGAGGAUGUCCAUAUCAAUAGCAGAACAGAAAUCUAACAAGAAUAACACAUAA
Messenger RNA from Botrytis byssoidea, 225 nucleotides. RefSeq lists its product as uncharacterized. Lineage: Eukaryota; Fungi; Ascomycota; Leotiomycetes; Helotiales; Sclerotiniaceae. The record is from RefSeq and is a predicted model, not a curated record. The transcript has a single exon. Bases 1 to 225 code for a protein of 74 amino acids.